GGGACGGACCGAACGAACAAACUCUAUACCUAAUCGCUCGUGACGCUCGUGUCUGUCCAAAUGUCCGUCCUCGAUUAACGUCGGUGGUGAAAUUUUUUUCUUCAUUAUGUGAUUCGUGCUACUCUUCUUGUAAUUCGUGUUGGAUCUAUAUCUAAGUUUUCACGUGUAGGAAAAGUUUCAACUGACGCAGAAAGGUCUGCAGUUUUGGGAUACAUGCUCUUGGAUCAGUGCGACCAAAAUUUGGUUGACAGAAGAUGUACCAUUGAUGAGAGAUGAUCCAUCAGAUGAGGUCGAACAGAGAUCAUGCUGGACAAGUGGGGAAGCUGAUAUGAUGUCCUGAUGGCAGAUGUUAAAUUGGGGAACUGGUCCUCCUCUUCUUUGAUUUUUUGCCAUAUCCCAGAUUCGCAAAUCUGAGACUCAGUGACAGUGGAGUGCCGUGAGAGGUGCGGUGUGUGUUCAGUUUCGCGACAUUGUCGCGGAAAAAGAGCGCGGACUUUUGAUACUAAAGACAGUGGAAAUGUCAGCUUACGCCCAUUUCGGAUACUCGUCGUAUACGACGGCCUCCCAGCUUCUGGUGAGCGGAGGCCAACCAACUACGGCGACGUCGCCGGCGAUGUCGUCUGGAGGGGCCCUAAGUCCUGGGGCCCUGUCGCCUUCAUCGACCGCGACAACGACUGGUGCUGCGCCAGGGGCGGCUUCUGGAGGUGCCAGCACCCCUGUGGGCGGUGCGACAGGCCCCGGGGCCGGAUGUUGUGACAACGGAAGGCCCAUGAUGGUGGACCAAAUUACGGGCCAUACAGUGUGUUCCUGUCAAUAUGAUAGUGCUGCGAGGUUAGCGCUCGGUGCCUAUCCUAGGCUGGGACAUUCCGCUUCCUCGUAUUCUACCUACCCCACCCCAACGCCUUCCAGCACCGACCAGGGGCCCUACCCGAGUAUCGGGAUGGACGGAUCUGCGUUCUAUUCACCUUUGGGAAAUCCGUACGGACUGAAGGACGCGACGGGGAUGGGGAUGACGGCGGAUAUGGGAGCCGCAUGGGGUACUGCUGCUCUCCAACCUGCUGCCCCCGGAUAUACAUACUACGAUCCAACACUCGCUGCCUAUGGAUAUGGUGCGAGCUACGAUAUGGCAGCGCGAAGAAAAAACGCGACAAGGGAGUCAACCGCAACCCUGAAAGCGUGGCUGAAUGAGCACAAGAAAAAUCCCUACCCUACCAAGGGUGAGAAAAUUAUGUUAGCAAUCAUUACGAAAAUGACCUUGACGCAAGUUUCGACCUGGUUCGCCAAUGCGAGGAGACGUUUGAAGAAAGAGAAUAAGAUGACUUGGGAACCAAAAAACAAAACUGAUGAUGAUGAUGAUGCGGUUUUAUCCGAUUCGGAGGACGCUAAGGAAAUGAAAGAAGAAAUGGGGGACAGUAGGAGCGACAGGGUGGGCGAUGAUGCCAGAAGAGGUUUGGAUGACAGUGAAUCAAUGAGGCACGUAAAGCCAGAGCACUUCAAAGCAGAGCACUUGAAGGACGAGAAGGAUCUUGAUGAUGAUGAUGAUCUAGACCUGGAAGAUGAUCUUCGCAGAGGAGAGAUUCCUUUUCAUCAUGCAAUGCAUCACCACCAUCAUCAGGGCUACGGUAGCGACGAUCAUUUCAAAGAAGAAGGGAUUAAGACUGAAUGCGGCGCCGGUGGCGUCCCCAUUCCAGCCACCAAGCCAAAGAUUUGGUCUUUAGCUGACACAGCGGCUUGUAAAACACCUCCUCCGCCUUCUCACCCUCAUCAUCAACAAUAUCACUUACACCAUCAGCAGCAGCAUUACAGUCAACAACAGCAUCACUUAGCCAACCAAUCUCACCACCAUUCCCAGCAGCCCUGGCUUGGUUCUGGUGGUGCGGGAGGUACUGCUGGUGGUGGAAGUCUUUCUUCUUUUGCACUACCUUCAUCAGCUUCAAUGAGUCCAUCCUCCGCAGCGACGGCACCUUACUCCAGCGCAUCUGCAAGAUACGGCGGAUUUUUGUCGUCUUCCUCUGGAGGGCAGCUUCACUACAAUCCUAACUCUUCCUCGGGUUCAACGUCCAGUGCCUCCUCAUCAGCAGCGGCGGGGUUUCCCGAAGUUGGUACGGAUACGCCACCCCAAACACCUCCCAACAUGAAGGUGGCUACUCCGAACGGAGUGAUCCAGGGCCCUCCAACCGGGUACUGCCCUGGUGGCACCAACAACAACACCAGUAAUGGUAAUCUUAAUCAUUACGGAUCCAACCACAACGGAGGAUACCUAUCCACGAGUUCGGGUUCUGCCAGUAGUGCUUCGUCUUUCAGUUCUCGACUUCAGAACUCCCCGCACAAGGAAUUCUCACCUUCCUCGCAGAAUUCGAUACUUCAUCAGCAUCACACGACAGCUAGCCUCCCACCUACGGAAGCCACCACGGCGUUCAAGCCUUUUUAUAAAGGGUCACAAACCAUGGGAAGUGGGUUCGUGUCUCCCGUUUAAGGAUAUGAAUGAGCACCGACGGAGGACCACCACGUCUCUCAAGAUUAACCACAAGAAGAGACGAUGGAUGAUGUCCUGCCGGAUUCUAUAUGCAUACGCAAACAUGGACACACGUUCCCGCGCGCCACGAGAUUCUGGGAUUUUAAGCUGUGCCUCUUGAGGAGAGAAAAAACUGCAUUUCUCUGAGAACAGCUAAAAAGAAAGGAGUGAAUGCGAGUCAAGGAGAUAGAAAAAGAAGGAAGGGAAUAGAGAGAGAGAGAGAAAGAAAGAAAAACUAGAAAGAGAGGGGAGCAAAAGAAAAGGGUGUCGUGAAGGUGCGAAUAGGAAAGAUCUAUUGGUUUAAAGAAUUAGGGGAAUCACUCUAAAGUCUAACUCGUGCAGAAAUUUUGACAGUAGGGGAAACAGCUGAAAAUCAAAAUUGGCGACAAAUUCAAAUAAAGACUCAAAUUUCUGCACUGGUUCUACUAAAAGAAAAAAAAUAAUCCUUAAGUCAUCAAGAUUUAAAAUCUUCGAAUCACCCAGUGAAAUUGGUAGUGAGGGAUGCUUAUUUUAUCAGAAAUAUUGAUUCUUAUUUUUAAAUAAACCACGGGCAAUGUGCAAAUGGCACCGUACAAGGGCAAUAGUAAUUGUUGUUAUUAUUAUGAUUAUUAUCCAAAGGCGGCGCAGCCGCUGAGAUUUUAAAUAAAGGCUAUUAUUUUAUUAUAUAUAUAUAUUAUUAUUGUACUACUCUAUUAACUAUCAAGUCACAAGAUAUGAGAAGCGUACACGCUUUAACAAAAAAAUUUGAUCUUUCGACCACCCCGCGAAUGGCAUCAGUAAUAAAAAUAAGCUUCCUGUUGUAAGGUAGUAGAGAAAUAAUUAAUAAAAAACAGACACCAUAGGUAUUACAAUUAUCCUUAAAUAUCGCUAAUUGAUUAAUUAUCGCAGUGAAAUAUUAACUAUGAAUAAUUUAGGUGAGUAGAAUCGUCAUCGUAGGUCCGUUGCAAAAAAUGUGACAUUGGCGAGGGUGGCUUGGGCGAGGUGAGAGUGUACGCUGCGUGUAUAUUAUUAUAAAUAUAUAAAUAAUGCGAUUAGUUCUAUGACAGAUCGUGGACGACUAAGGAGAUGUGAAUAUAUAAAUAAGAGCAUUAUAGGGCGAGAAAAUCUGCAAUUCGCAUGAACGCCAAGCACUCUGGUGUCGAAACCAAUUACCUUAACAAGUGUACGUUCGCCGAGUUGAAAACGAGGGGACGUCCCUUCUUGAUUUUGUUAUUGGGCCUGUACAGUCCAACACGAAAAUUCGUCCUUCGAUCAUUUAUUUCCAAUAAAAAGCCAAGUGCAGGAUUUUUAGGUUUUAGGGUACUUUUAACAAUUUUAAGGCAUUUUCAGGAUUUUUUAAUGUGAAGUUUUC
This is a messenger RNA of Belonocnema kinseyi, 3866 nucleotides long. RefSeq names its product homeobox protein araucan-like. Gene Ontology annotation, biological process: neuron differentiation; cell development; regulation of transcription by RNA polymerase II. The record is from RefSeq and is a predicted model, not a curated record. Bases 518 to 2476 code for a protein of 652 amino acids. Gene Ontology annotation, molecular function: RNA polymerase II cis-regulatory region sequence-specific DNA binding; DNA-binding transcription factor activity, RNA polymerase II-specific. Gene Ontology annotation, cellular component: nucleus. Lineage: Eukaryota; Metazoa; Arthropoda; Insecta; Hymenoptera; Cynipidae. The transcript is spliced from 7 exons.